Messenger RNA from Ipomoea nil (Japanese morning glory), 1326 nucleotides. RefSeq lists its product as uncharacterized. Bases 1 to 1326 code for a protein of 441 amino acids. Lineage: Eukaryota; Viridiplantae; Streptophyta; Magnoliopsida; Solanales; Convolvulaceae. The transcript is spliced from 7 exons. The record is from RefSeq and is a predicted model, not a curated record.
AUGAAGAAGAUAACAACAUCAACGGUUAUUUGUAGCAAGAGGAAAGUACAAUCGAAUGGAAAAGAAAAUUGUUCUCCAGAAUCUUUUAAUAAAGGAGCCAGCUCAAGUUCAUCAUUAGUGUACGGAGUUUUCCAAGGUGUAGAGCUUUUUCAAACAACAAUCAAAAGUACAUAUGAUAAUUCGUCAUUUGUUGAAGGAACCCGCAAGUCAUUUCGGACUAAUAGUAAAAGUACUCCAGUUACUAUUAAUAAUCAUGGCACAACUCAAGAUAAUGUAUAUUCUACUUUACCGCUAACUGAUGUGACAAAUGUGAAUUUGACAAGUCGAACUAUCCGGCAUACACGAUCUAGGUUAUCUACGAUGAUAUGUAGGGACAAUAAUAAUGUUGAAGAAAAUACCAGUAAUGUUGAUACUUCAAGUCAGUUUAACCAGCUUUCCAAUAAAAUUAGUGCACAAGAAUGUAAUACAUCAUCAUUCCACAUUCGAGACCUAAGUAGAGAUUUUGAAGAGGCUGCAGUAACAGUCAUCGACUCUGAUGAAUACGCUGAUUUGGGUGACGCGCUUCAUUGCUGUGAACAUUGUUCUGCACUAUUUUGGUUUGAUGAACGUUUAAAGCAGUCUAGGGUUAAUGGACGUCCGAAAUACUCAUCAUGCUGUGGUCAUGGCAAGAUUGGAUUGCCCACUAUUACUGUCCCCCCUAAAAAAUUGUUUGAUUUAUUCUUUACACCAGGGGAUAAAAGAAAACAUUUUUUGGAAAACAUUAGAUCUUAUAAUAGCAUGUUUUGUUUCACAUCAAUGGGUGCAAGGAUUGAUAAUUCAAUAAACAGUGGUGACCCUAUUGCCACGAUCGUGGAUAGUACAUUCCCAAUGUUCACGAAUGGAACUUGUGACAACACUUUUUUAGAAAAGUGUGCAAUUUUGGCACCUACACUUGAUGUUGUUAAUUCCAUUAAUGAAUACAUGAGUAACAUACAUGUUGCAGAGAGCAGAACUUACCUUAGUUGCGACACUGUAUGUCGAACUGAGUCUAAUAAUGGCAUUCUGGCGGAUGUGCACACACCGGAGUUCCUAAAUGGGUUGCGAGUAUCUGGCAUUCCUAACCAUUCUUUGACGUUAAAGGUGAGUUCACCUGUGAUGUUAUUGAGGAAUAUAGAUCACACACUUGGUCUAUGCAAUGGAACUAGGCUGAUAGUAACCAGGUUGUCAGCACAUGUCAUAGAGGCCAAACUAAUGUCAGGUAACCAUAUUGGUACCAGGGUUUUAAUACCUAGAUUGACAAUGACUCCUUCGGACCCUAGAUUGCCAUUCAAGUUCAAUAGAAGAUAA